AUGACGGGGCUUCCAUUGGGCCUAUUUAAGCGAAGCUUAUUCGCUUGGUCAUGUCAAGGUUACAAGGCAAACCGAAAUCUGGAUCUCUCGUUAGUAAUGACCAGAACCAAUUCAUUCAACAUUAAGGCAGAAAACAUGCAUUUAGAAGAUGCUGAGAUAGGAGAUCUACCGCUGAGCAUUAAGGACGAAGCAGAAGAUGAUGGAUACUUGGAUUUCACUCAUCAAGAAGAGCAAAAGAUGGUUCGCAAGGUAGAUGCGUAUCUUUUGACCACCAUUUUUGCAAUGUAUCUCCUGUCUUACAUGGAUCGCACUAAUAUCGCCAAUGCAAAAGUUGCAGGCCUGAUGGAAGAUCUAAAGAUGGAUUCUGGAAAUUACUCAAUAUCAUUGAUUGUGUUCUUUGUUUUCUAUGUCAUUUUCGAAGUGCCAGCAAACCUGAUCAUGGUUAAGGUAGGGCCUAUCAAGUUUGUUCCCACAAUCAUGGUUAUCUGGGGGGUCUUAACGUGCUGUUUUAGUGCUGUAAAAACAUACGGACAAUUGGUUGCCCUCAGAUGUUUAGUUGGUAUUUUUGAGGCCGGAUUUGCUCCAUCGAUCCUUUUAAUUCUUUCCUCUUGGUACAAAAAGGAGGAGCAAUCCAAGAGAUUUGCUAUUUAUAUCUCAGCUGCUAUCCUAAGCGGUGCAUUUGGAGGUAUUAUUGCCGGGGUCAUCACAGAUCAUCUCGAGAAUGUUAGAGGUAUUGCCGGUUGGAGAUGGCUCUUUAUUAUCGAGGGUGCGGGAACGAUCUUUGUUGCUUUAGUAGCAUUCGUUACUUUACUUCCCUUUCCACAUGAUAUGAAACCUUCCAAAGGAUUCACCCAACGAGAUAUAGAUAUUGCAGUUGCUCGAUUGAAGAUGAACAACGUUGAUAAUUCGGCAGGUUCCGACAUUUCUGCUUCAAGAGCAGUUUGGCUGAAUUUUAUGAGUUUGAGGUUCAACCUGCUUGUCUUGGGAUACAUGGUCAUUGUGGGAUCCUCUACGCUCUCAUACUUUUAUCCCACUCUGGUCAAAGGGCUAGGAUAUUCCGGAUCCAUGGUGCAGUAUAUGACUAUCCCGAUCUAUGCAGCAGCAUUUGUUCUAAAUCUCAUCAUUGCAUACAUUUCCGAUAGGUAUCAAAACCUGCGACCAGUCUUGUUGACCGUACUAUUAUUUUGUUCGGGAGUGUUUUCACUGGUUGUCGUGCUGGUAUAUGGGUAUACAGAGCGUUAUGCUAUGCUGGUGCUCAUGGCCUCUUGUCUUUGGUCGGCGAAUGCCCUUGCGCUAUCGUAUUCUUCUAUCGGACUUUCUCACAAAGACUCUAAAACAAGAGGUGUUGGACUUGCACUUAUCAAUGCUUUUGGUAAUCUUGCUCAAAUUUACGGAUCAUAUCUGUUUCCCUCCGACGAUUCACCAAAAUACAUUAUGGGAUUCGGUGUCAUAACAGGGAUGUGCUUUUUUGGUUUCCUUACUUAUGGAUGCAUGGCGCUUUACCCCCAGUUAAUGAGGCUUUUGAAAGGUAAAGCUUUCGCUUCAGAAGAGCUUCAAAUUGAGAACCCCAUGUAA
Molecule: messenger RNA, 1575 nt
Organism: Ogataea philodendri
Lineage: Eukaryota; Fungi; Ascomycota; Pichiomycetes; Pichiales; Pichiaceae
Exons: 1
Coding region: 1-1575 (524 amino acids)
Biological process (GO): transmembrane transport
Cellular component (GO): membrane
Molecular function (GO): transmembrane transporter activity
Source: RefSeq, a predicted model, not a curated record